GGAAGACAGUCAGAGAACAUAUUGCGUGCAAGUUUUAUUCUUUAAUUUAACAUAACAUCACAAAAAUGAUUUGUGUCAAUUAUUAACAAUAGAAUAAAGUGUAGAGUAAAAUUAAUCAUUGUGGAAUGACAUUUAUUGGAACACUUUCACAAAUUUUCUACACAAAAUUUGGUCCUUCGAGUCGAAUAUUUCGGCUAUGAACAAAUAACAAAAAGCUGCAGAUCAAAGAGCAAUAGUGUGUAAUCCGCAAUCAACGGGACAAUUGCGCUAUUUGUGAAAAUUCUGAUAUUUCCCAUUACGCAGUCCAAAACACAGGAAGAAUUUUUUUGAGCUUAAACCAUAUUAGCCAUAUUCUUUCGAAACGACUCUUCAGUUCAACGAAACAAAGAGCAGGUUAUUGGAUGUCUAACGUGUAUCCUCACACACACACAUUUCAUCAGGAGCUGCAAACAUCUCUCUUAAUUUAAUAAACACACCAACCGAAAAGGAAAACUUUAUCGUACCAAUCCUUUAACGGAAUAGCCUAAGUGUUUAUUAUACAUUAUAAAUCGGUAACGUAUAAUCAUGGCGAAUAUGGAAGCGAUAACUAGACUUAAGCGAGCGCGCGGUGCAACAAAGGGUCAAUUGACGCGUGCGUAUAAUUGGAUUCGAGCUUUCAACGUGCGAGAUCAUGCAAUCGAAGAAGUCGAGAUUCGAUUAUUCGUAAUUGAAAAAGCUUGGAUGGAUUUUCGCGAAAAGCAAGACGCGCUCAUAAAUCUCGAUCCCGCGUUUGAGAACGAUGGUGAAUUGGAGGCGGUUGAGGUUGAUUAUUAUGCAGCAACCGCGGCCGCGUCAGCAAUUAUCGCCACAAAACAACAACAAGCCAAUCAACUUCAAAAUACUGUCCUGAAUUUCCAAAACACAAGUAAUCGAGUCAAUCCGAUAAAUGAAAUAAAGCUCCUGCCGAUAAAUUUACCAUCGUUCAAUGGAUCUUAUGAUCAAUGGCCGAAUUUUCGUGAUACAUUUAAAGCUAUAGUCGACGAAAAUAAAAAUUUCUCGGAUAUUAAGAAACUGUAUUAUUUGAGAUUGGCACUGAAAGGUGUAGCUGCCAAAAUCAUUGCGUCAAUAGAGAUGUCUGCCGAAAAUUAUCAAGUCGCGUGGAAGCUUCUUGAAGGACGUUACGAAAAUAAACGUGUACUUGUUCAUCAUCACUUACAAGCAUUAAUCAAAUUCCCUGCGAUCCAAAAAGAAUCUCAUUCAUCGUUGCGUCAACUACUGGUUACAACGGAAAAGCACGUUCGCGCUCUUAAAAAACUCGGUCAACCCACAGACCAGUGGAGCACUAUUCUUGUGCAUUUAAUGACUGCAAAAUUUGAUAAUAUCACGAAGCGUGAUUGGGAAAGCAAGACUUCUUCGAAGGAGAUCGCAACGUAUGAUCAAUUCAUUGAGUUUACAAAGAGUAGAUGUGUCAUGCUAGAAACAAUGCAUCUCAAUAAGCCUCAAAGAGACAAAUCGUCAAACAAUAUCAUCAACAAGACUAAUACAUUAAACAAGAAAACAAUUGCUGCAGUUUCUAUUGAGUCCAAACCGGACAUAUGCGUAAUUUGUAAGGAAGGAAAUCACAAAAUUUAUCAGUGCCCAUUCCUUAAGUCAACUCCUCAAGCUAGAAGCAAGGAAGUGAAAAAGUUGAAGGUCCGUUCAAAUUGCAUGAAAGCCAGACACACUCCCGAAAUAUGCGGAUCCAGCCCCUAUCGUUUAUGCCAUAAAAAACACAAUACGUUCUUACAUUUCAAUAAAAACUAGUAUAAAAUUAGGUAAGGUAUAAUACGACAUCAGGUUAUAUCAAUGAAUCGGAAAAUUUAUCAGAAUCUUUUCAAAACGUAUAACACUAUUAAGACUUGAAGCAGAGUGGUCACACAUCUGAAAAGACAAUCUGGCUGACAUUCUAUCCAGAGACACGCAGAAAGUCUCAAGAAUUUUCAACUAUAAUGGACCAAGCUUAACUUCAGAUCGUCAAGAAUGACCUAAUAAAUUUGCUUCGAUAUCGAAUAAACAAAUCCCGGAAAUCAAAAGCCACACCAAUAUCUUUCACUCCACUUCCUCAAGACUUGAGUUAUUCAUCAAACUUUCUUUUUCUCGUUUUAAAUGUGUCGCCGCAUAUUGUCUACGAUUCAAGAACAACAUACUUAACAAAUCAACGAGAAAGACUGGAUUCUUAUCAGUGGAAGAAUUAACGAAACCACAAUAUUACUCAUACAAAUUGUUCACUCCAAAGAAUUUGCAGCAGAAAAAUCUAAUCUAAAAAAGAAGCAAGAAGUGCAUAAUAGAAGUAAACUUAUCACUUUAACUCCAUUCCCCGAUUCAAAAAGUAUAAUUUGCAUAAGUGGUAAACCUGAUCAUGCCAAUAUAGAAUUUUCGCAACGCUAUCCUAUAAUAUUACCUACAAAACAUCCAUUCACAAAAUUAAUUAUUUAAGAUGCGCAUCUUCGGCAAUUAAAUCUUGGAUCACAAGGUCUUUUAGCUCACUUGCAUCAAGCAUUGGAUUAUUUCAGGACGACAGGCUAUUCGUGUUCCCCGAAAUUGACGUUUAUUCCUCCGUAUUCUCCACAUAUGGGAGGGCUCUGGGAAGCCACAAUUCGGCAAAGACUCAUCUAGAAAAGAUUGUAGAUAUUACAUUACUAACCUUUGAAGAACUUAGCACGAUUAUCGCUCAAAUUGAGGCAAUAUUGAAUUCACUAUGUCUAAUUUCAGAUGAUUCUCAAGACUAUUCCGUGCUUAUAUCUGGACAUUUCAUUAUCGGCGAAUCAUUAAAUUCAUUUUCAGAGCCCGACCUAAGCGAUGUAAAAAAAAUAUACAAAAAAUAUACAAAACAUAUACUUUUGCUUAUAAUUUUCACAAAUAAAUUAAUAAUGUCAUUAAUAAUUAUAUUAAUAAUGAUAUAUACUCACUAGUAUACCAACGUAAUGGACUAAAUUUCCUUCUCCAAUAAUACAGUACAGUUAGAAUCCGUAACAAUAUAGAAGAUACUGAGAAUGAUAGGACUUCCCCAAGCAAAGAUAGAAUAUAUAAGCUUCUUUCUGCUUUGCGAUUUCAUAUUUUUUUAUAACGAACGAAAAUCUUUGCGAAAUAUAAUUUACA
This is a messenger RNA of Camponotus floridanus (Florida carpenter ant), 3117 nucleotides long. RefSeq lists its product as uncharacterized. Bases 565 to 1782 code for a protein of 405 amino acids. The transcript has 2 exons. Lineage: Eukaryota; Metazoa; Arthropoda; Insecta; Hymenoptera; Formicidae. The record is from RefSeq and is a predicted model, not a curated record.